Messenger RNA from Crotalus tigris (Tiger rattlesnake), 3048 nucleotides. Its product is annotated as vomeronasal type-2 receptor 26-like. Gene Ontology annotation, molecular function: G protein-coupled receptor activity. Lineage: Eukaryota; Metazoa; Chordata; Lepidosauria; Squamata; Viperidae. The record is from RefSeq and is a predicted model, not a curated record. The coding region runs from base 1 to 3048 and encodes 1015 amino acids. Gene Ontology annotation, cellular component: membrane. The transcript is spliced from 8 exons. Gene Ontology annotation, biological process: G protein-coupled receptor signaling pathway.
AUGGUGCUUGGAAUAUUUGUGAAGAACCACAACACUCCUAUCAUCAUUGCCAAUAACCGAGACCUCACUUACAGUCUCCUCAUCUCCCUCCUGCUCUGCUUCCUUUCUGCAUUCUUAUUCAUUGGUCACCCUGAGAAGAUGGUAUGUCUCCUGCAACAAACGACUUUUGGAGUUGUCUUUGCAGUGGCUGUUUCUUCAGUGUUGGCAAAAAGUGUCACAGUGGUUCUGGCUUUCCUGGCCACCAAGCCAGGAUCCAAGAUGAGAAUGUUUGUGGGAAAGAGACUGUCCAACUCCAUUGUCAUCUCCUGUUCACUUAUUCAAAUAGACAGUGAUAUGCAUUCGGUAAUUGAAGAAAUUAUUCUGCAGUGCAAUCAAGGCUCUGUGACUAUGUUCUACAGUGUCCUAAGCUAUUUGGGCUUCUUGGCUGUUAUUAGUUUCAUAGUUGUCUUCAUGGCCAGGAAAUUACCUGAUACUUUCAAUGAAGCCAAGUUUAUCACCUUCAGCAUGUUGCCUUAUUUUAUCUCUCACUCACUAAAUCACAUAAUAGCAAAUGUAGAGUUCAAAGUCCUCAUGAUCCAUUUCAUAUGUACUAUCAGUCAGGUGAUGUCAUCGUGGGUCAUCAUUGUCACUCUCGCUGUUUUCCUACAUGCUACCCUAGACUUCAGCAAAGUCCCACCACCACCAUUGCUUGAAGACCUUAUAUUAGUUCCUAAAUAUUAUCAAAAUAUUGUGGCCCUGACAUUUGCAGUCAAUGAAAUCAAUAAAAACCCACAGAUCUUAUCCAAUAUCACUCUUGGCUUCAACAUCUGUGACAGUUACUUCAAUGCUCAGAAAACAUACCAUGCCACAAUGUCACUGAUUUACAACAAGAAAAGCUUUUUUCCUAACUAUAUCUGUGGUAUCCAGAAUCAUCUGAUUUCAGUGAUUGGGGGACUAGAUGCAAAAACGUCCAUUCACAUUGCAAAUCUCUUGGAUAUCUAUAAGAUCCCACAGAUGAGCCCACUGGAAAGACUUCAAUAUGAAGGGAUUCUGUCUUUGCUUCUCCAUUUCGGUUGGACAUGGAUUGGGAUAGUUGUAAUAGCCAAUGACAAUGGAGAAAGGGUUAUAGAAAUGAUUGUUCCAUUAUUGUCCCAGCAUAACAUCUGUUUUUCAUAUAGAGAGAGAAUCGGUGAAGUAACAACUGUUCAUGAUAUUUAUGACUUGUUCAACCGUGGUGCAGAAAUACAUGAUAAAGUUAUGGAUAGCAAUGCUAAUGUUCUGAUAUUUUAUGGAGAAUCUUAUACUAUGGUAAGACUGAGAUGGAUAGCAUAUUUAUCAAGAAAAAACAUAAUAGAUAUUGUCAAAGGUAGAGUGUGGAUAUUUACAGCACAAAUGGAGCUCAACUCACAUGUAUAUCAGAGAGAUUGGGAUACAGACAUAAUGAAUGGUGCUCUGUCCUUCACGAUUCAUGCUAAUGACCCACCAGGAUUCCAGUCAUUUACUGAAAGUAGAAAUCCUUCUAUGACAGAAGAUGGAUUUAUCAAGGAUUUUUGGCAGCAAUCCUUUGUUUGUGCAUUUAAAAUGUCAAAUGUAGGUGAGGGAGCUGGUGAUCUUUGCACAGGAAAAGAGAAACUGGAAGAUCUUCCUGUAACUUUUUUUGAAAAAAGAAUGACUGGUCACAGUUACAGUAUUUAUAACUCUGUCUAUGCAGUAGCCCAUGCAUUGCAUGCCAUGAUUUCAUCCAGAUCUGCCCAGCGGUCAGUGGCAAAUAAAGGGAGGCUGAAGCUUCAAAAUCAAGAUUCAUGGCAGAUGCACUCCUUUUUGAAAGGUCUCUCAUUUAAUAACAGUGCUGGGGAUCUGGUUUCUAUUGACUACAAUGGAGAAUUACUAGCUGGAUAUGAUAUACUGAACUGGAUUGUUUCUUCUAACGAAUCCUUCAUUAGAGUUAAAGUUGGGAGGGUAAACCCUGCAAUUUUUUCAGACCAAAUAUUCACCAUAAAUGAAGAUGUCAUAACCUGGCACAGUUGGUUUAACCAGUCCCAGCCUGUUUCUAUAUGUACUGAGAGUUGCCGUCCUGGUAGCAGCAAGAAAAUCAAGGAAGGACAGCCCUUUUGUUGCUAUGACUGCAUUCCAUGUCCAGAUGGGAAGAUUUCAGAGAAGGAGGAUACAAAUGAUUGUUACUUGUGUCCAGAAGGAAGCUAUCCAAACAAGAAUCAGGAUUCCUGUAUUCCUAAAACGUUGACAUUUUUAUCUUACAAGGAACCUUUGGGAAUCAGUUUAGUCUUCUUUGUCCUUUUGUUUUCUUUGAUCUCGGUGAUGGUGCUUGUAAUAUUUGUAAAGAACCACAACACUCCUAUCAUCAUUGCCAAUAACCGAGACCUCACUUACAGUCUCCUCAUCUCCCUCCUGCUCUGCUUCCUUUCUGCAUUCUUAUUCAUUGGUCAACCUGAGAAGAUGGUAUGUCUCCUACAACAAAUGACAUUUGGGGUUAUCUUUGCAGUGUCAGUUUCUUCAGUGUUGGCAAAAACCGUCACAGUGGUUCUGGCUUUCCUGGCCACCAAGCCAGGAUCCAAGAUGCGAAUGUUUGUGGGAAAGAGACUGUCCAACUCCAUUGUCAUUUCCUGCUCUCUUAUUCAAAUAGGUAUUUGCAUGACAUGGUUAACAACUUCUCCCCCAUUCCCAGACACUGACAUGCAUUCGGUAGUUGAAGAAAUUAUUCUGCAGUGCAAUCAAGGCUCUGUGACUAUGUUCUACAGUGUCCUAAGCUAUUUGGGUUUCUUGGCUGUUAUUAGUUUCAUAGUUGCUUUCAUGGCCAGGAAAUUACCUGACACUUUCAAUGAAGCCAAGUUCAUCACCUUCAGCAUGUUGGUCUUCUGCAGUGUUUGGAUAUCCUUUGUUCCAACCUAUUUGAGCACCAAGGGGAAGUACAUGGUGGCGGUGGAGAUAUUUUCCAUCUUGGCCUCUAGUGCUGGUUUGCUGGGCUGCAUCUUUUUUCCCAAAUGUUAUAUAAUUGUUUUAAGGCCUGACCUGAACAGCAGGAAAAAAUUAAUGAAUAAAAAACAAUUCUGA